CGACCAAAUAAUGGAGGGCUUGAGUCACAAGUCUAUUAUAUAUCUGAUACUUGACUAUCUUCAGAGGAACAAACUCUUCAGAUCCCUCCUGUCUUUGGAGACUGAGACCCAGAUAGAGUUGUACAAAUAUUCAAAGGAGAUUAAGUUCUUCAGAAACCUCAUAAUCGAAGGUCAGUGGGAAGACGCAGAGAACUUCCUUCAGCCGCUUAAAUUGAAAUAAGAAUUUCAACCAUAACGCGGUGGUCUUUGAACUUAGGCGACAGAAGUUCCUUGAGAUGGUUGACCAGAACGAGUCUUAUAAAACUUAUGUAAAGGCAUUAAAGGAUCUUGAGGAGUUAUGCCCAAAAGAAGAGUUCAACUCAUUAUGCUACUGCUUGACAAUUUCAAGUCUUAAUGAACACCCUGACUACCAAAAAUGGAGUUCCCAAAAUGGUCGUUUCCAGGCAUUUGAAAACUGUAAGAAGCAUCUCUGUUCAGUUUUUACUCUUCAGGAGGAUGCCAAGGUAAACCUAGAGUCAAGCUUAGAAGAGCUUCUUCAGUAUUCAUACAAUACUUUGCAUCGUAAAGCCAGUGAGAUGAUUCAAAAAGAACUAAAUAAAAGCAUUAGUUCUUCUGCACAGAAAUAAAGACCAGGAUUAUUCACAGUAUGAAUCUUACAAAAGUAGAGGGAAAUCAUUUAAAAGUAAAUACCAGAAAUAUCCUGAAGACAAGUCCUCGUCCAUGAUGCUGAUAGGCCUCCAGGAAAAAGAGCAGAUGCUAAUGAUGUCUGAUCCGGAAGUAGCCAAUGAGAAUAGAAAUUCAUUUGAUGACAACAACCUUGAUCGAGAUACCUCUUGCCUCAGAACCAACCAGGAUGAUAGUCAGGACCAAGUAAGUGUCCAUAGAGAUACUUCGAUGAUAAACCAGAUUCCUAGUUCUCAUCUGGAUGAAGUACAUUCAAAGCUCUUCAGAGAGAGUAUGAGGAAGGGAAGCCCCAUUGGUGUAAGAACUCUAGAGAGAAACCAAGAUACUAACAUGAGUAAAAUAUUAUCCCAAAGUUACCCUAAUAACAUUCUUGAUCACGAAGAUCAAGAUCUUAUCCAAGAAGAAGAGGAAGAAGAAACUGAAGGUGAGAUCUCUUUUAGUCAAGAAGGAAUCAACCCAAGCCAGCUUCAAGCAAGUGAGAGAUCUUUAAAUACACAACAGAAGGAUGAUUUUAUUCCACAGGAAGAUAGGAUGUACAACUUCCAGAAUAAUCUCUAUUCUGAGUCCAACCUUGAAAGUGAGAAUGACCUUAACCCACUUGGGCUUGUUGAAAGAGGAAUUCUAACAGACUCUCUUCCCAUCAGAACAGGAUGCUUCAAUGGAGACUAUCUAGCGAUUGGAACCAAUUCCCAAAGCUUAAAGAUAUGAAACAUUGCUAAAUUUAUGGGUGAUUUUGGAGAAAGACCUCUAAGUGACCAGCCUGAUUUCCUUCCUAAGGUAGAGACAGACGAAAGCUUGGAAGAAAUUCCAGUAAUAUUUAACCAACUCAACCACCACGAGGGUUCAAUUUACUGACUUGACUGGACAAGAUGUGAAAGGUUAAUAGCUUCAGGUUCAAAUGAUAGGAAAAUAAAAAUCUUAGUAUGCCCACCUCUCAAUGAACUGGAAGAGGGAGAGGAAUCAGACAACCUCCUUGAACUUACUCUUAUAGGCCACCAAGCCAUUGUCAGAACUCUCUGAUUUGAUCCUGAUAAUGAACUCAGCUUGGUCUCCGGAGGAGAAGGAGAUUCAUCCCUAAAAAUCUGGAAUACAGAGACAGGUGAAAACAUUCUUGACCUUGAAGGCCACUCAGAUGGAAUAUUUUCUAUCAGACCAAACUUUGAUGGAUCCUUUUUUGCCAGUGUUGGAAAAGACAUGUUGCUCAAAGUAUGGGAUCUCCGUCAAAACAAAUGUGCAUUUUCAAUUGAUUGAUCUGAGUUUGGUGAAACAACUUGAGUCAGUUUGAAUUCUGAAGUUCAUAACAUACAUUCAAAAAUAGCAGCAGUUUCGCAUACUUUUGGAGGCAUCUCAAUUUGGGAUCUCAAUAUGAGAAAAUGAGUCAAUGAUAUAAAGGCUCAUGAAAAAGAGACAAGGAGUGUUAGUUUCAGCUAUGAUGGGAAAUAUUUGGCUUCCGGAGGUUUUGAUUCAACAAUCCAAAUAUGUGAUCUCUUAAAAGAAUGAGAAAUAGUGCAAACUCUCCACCAUAGCAAUAAAGUGAUCAGUGUGAAGUGGCAUAGCCAACAGUCCAUUCUUCUCUCAACCAGUGCAGAUAAGACUGCCAAAAUAUGGAGCCCUUCGUAUUAACUUGGUUAUUUAUCUCAAUAA
Moneuplotes crassus is the source of this 2328-nucleotide messenger RNA. NCBI's taxonomy places the organism in Eukaryota, Ciliophora, Spirotrichea, Euplotida, Euplotidae. The record is from the annotation of a GenBank genome assembly.